CCGCCCGGAGCCCCGCCGUUCCCGUGAGCCCUCCCCAGGGUUACCCGAGUCCUGUCACUCCGCUCGGUGCCCCUGACCUGACCUACAACACGGGGUCGUGACCACCCCGCCUGUUCCUCCUUAUCUGCUCUCGUCCGUAGCCAAAGUCCUCUCCCCUUUCUGCUGACUCGGCCCCGCGGUGCGGAACUGCCUCAGUCCAUCACCGCCUUCCUUCCUAUCAUCAUCUCCUUCCCGUCCAUCAUCUCCUUCCUGCCCGGCUCCGCUCAUCCCGCUGUCACCCCCCCGUAGCGAUGUGGCUGCUCCUGGUCCUGCUGCAGGUUGCGGUGCUGCCCGCCCGGUCCUGCGAAGCUCCAGCAGAGGCAGCUUUGGCGGUGCGGGCGUUGGGUGCGCGGCUGCUGGGGCUGGCGAUGGAGCCGGGGCACGAUGUUGAUCCCGGGGUCUACGUGGGGCUGCGCCUCGGCAGCGAGCACGACCUGAGGAUGGAGCAGAGUUACCUGCAGCGCCUGCAGGACGUCUUCCAGGGGCGCUACGGCCGGAGUCUGCAUGCAGCCAGCCAGCCAUCCCACGGCCAUCGGCACAACAACACGCAUCCCAUGCCGGAGACGGGGCGCCUGGCUCUCUACCUGCUGGGGCUGCGUGCCACCUGCCCCCCACCAGACCCUGCUCCCCAGCGCUUCCCAGUGACAUGGCUUAAAUACUACCUGGAGAAGGACUGGACAGGCUCCCGGCACCACGGCCAUCCUCUCACCAGUUACUACCAGUACAGCCUGGGCGUGCUGGCUCUCUGUGUCCACCACAAGCGGGUGCGUGAGGAGGUGAUCCAGCGGCUGCUGGUGGCUGAGCAGCACCGGCGCUUCGGGCACGUGAAUGGCAACGCUGUGGACACAGAGGCAGUGGCGGCAUUGGCCUUUGCCUGCCUGGAGAAAGAGCCACACAUCAGGGCUGGGCUGGCAGCAGAGCUGCGGGCGGCUGUGCGCAGGGCCAGGGCGAGGCUGGUGGAGGCGCAGAGCACAGACGGCCUCAUUGGGAACACCUUCAGCACUCCCUUGGCCAUGCAGGUCUUCAUUGCCACUGACAUGUGCAGGACGCAGCCAGCAUACGGCCGUGCCAUGGCUGCACUGCUGCAGCACCUGGACAGCUUCACCAGCGCUGCCUCCAUGGCCCAAGCGCUGCUCGCUCUGAACGGCCGCAGCUACCUGGGCAUCAGCUCCAUGCAGUGCCAGAAGGAGCUGGACACACUGACACCCAUCUUCUUGGAGGCGCUGCCCCCGGGGCCACACAAUGUGAUGGUGAGGCUGAUGGUGGAGUGCCCGGUGCCGGAGUGUCCCCAGCAGCUGCUGUAUAACAACCCGGUGUCUGCACCAGCCGGGGCCUCACUUUUGGACCUGCUCAGAGCAGCCCCACCGCAGGGAUCCCAAAACUUCACGUUUGAGACCCGGGACACUGUAUAUGGCCCCUUCCUGACCUCAGUGCAGGGCAUGGCUGCGAGGCCAAAGGAGCGGCAGUACUGGCAGCUGCUCAGCGGGCACGGAACCAGCCUGCAGAUGGGCAUUGCUGACUACAGACCGAAGGAUGGGAGCACCAUCAUCCUGCGCCUGAGCAAGUGGUAGUGGGGCUGGUGGUGGGGAUGAUGGCAAUGAAACGUUGCAGCACC
Molecule: messenger RNA, 1654 nt
Organism: Coturnix japonica (Japanese quail)
Lineage: Eukaryota; Metazoa; Chordata; Aves; Galliformes; Phasianidae
Gene: TCN2
Product: transcobalamin 2
Biological process (GO): cobalamin transport
Molecular function (GO): cobalamin binding
Source: RefSeq, a predicted model, not a curated record